AUGGGGAGUCAGUCUGGGGGGACGGACACAGAUACGAAUGCAAGUUCCGGAACCACUUCAGAACCUACAAAUGCAGACUCUGGGACCACUUCAGAGUCUCGCGACUAUGCAACACACAAACAGACAAACACAGACUCCGGAACCACAUCAGAGUCCUGUGACAAUGCCGACAAUACAAAUGCAAGUUCCGGAACCACAUCAGAACCUACAAAUGCAGACUCCGGGACCACAUCAGAGUCUCGCGACUAUGCCACACACAAACAGACAAACACAGACUCCGGAACCACAUCAGAGUCCUGUGACAAUGCCGACAAUACAAAUGCAAGUUCCGGAACCACAUCAGAACCUACAAAUGCAGACUCCAGGACCACAUCAGAGUCUCGCGACUAUGCCACACACAAACAGACAAACACAGACUCCGGAACCACAUCAGAGUCCUGUGACAAUGCCGGCAACACAAAAUGUGAGUCUGAAAACAGUUUAUGCAAUAGAAGUAAAACCUGA
Oryctolagus cuniculus (rabbit) is the source of this 504-nucleotide messenger RNA. The record is from RefSeq and is a predicted model, not a curated record. Lineage: Eukaryota; Metazoa; Chordata; Mammalia; Lagomorpha; Leporidae.